AUGUCAGAGAAGGCUGGUAGCAAGCAGGAACAACUCGAUGGGGUUUUCUCCAAAGGCGGUAUCAACAUAGCUCUUCAGAAGGACAGGGAGAAAUGUGAAGCUGAGGAUCUGAGUAACAUGUGGUAUCAUGGCAAGAUGUCCCGUAGCAGCGCUGAAAAAAUUUUGAAUGAGGCAAUGAGGUUACAUCCAGAUACAAACUGUGAUGGGAUGUUUCUGGUUCGUGACAGUACAGCCUCUGAGGUUAAUUUCUCACUGUCAUUUAUCUUUGAGCGGCGCAACUACCACUUCUACAUUCAGCGAACAAAAGAGUGCUACUACUGUAUAGAUGGUGGACCAAUUGUUCAUGGACUGGACAUGUUAAUACAGCAUUACAUCCAAGAAGCAGACAGACUUCCUACAGCUCUAACUAAGAUUUGUAAAGGCCGUCUUCCACCACCCAAAGUCCGUAAAUAUGGACCUACAAACCUCUUACACAGAGCAGUUAAAGAAGGUAAAACAGAAUUGGUGAAACAGAUCUUAAACCAUCCUCUGUGUCCUGAUGUCAAUGCCAAAAAUGACACAGGAUCCACUGCACUCCAUGACGCAGCUGAGAUGGGUUUGGAUGAGAUUGUGUCUCUGCUGCUGUUCCACAACGCCGACUUGAACAUCAAAGAUGUGGAGGGUAAUACACCAAUGUGGAAAGCCUGUGUGAACAACAAAACUACAACAACUGUUUUGCUGAUAAUGAAUGAUAACACCAAUGUACAAGAAAGAAAUCCCGUCAAUGGAUACACACCACUGCAUGCUGCAGCCAUGCAUGGCCAUAGAGAAUGUGCUCAGAUCCUGUUGAAUGCUGGUGCAGCCAUCUAUUCCCGUGGGACAAAUGAGGAUACUCCAGUGGAACUGGCUGAAACCUACAGGCGUUAUGACUGUGUAGACUUAUUUGCAAGUUACAAGGAGCCUGCACCAGCGACAAGCAAAUCUGACUGGUUUCAUCCAGAGUUGGAUCGACAGGGUGCAGAGGAUAUGCUCAGAAAUCACAAAUCAAGAAACGGCUUGUUUCUUAUUCGCCCAAACAAAUAUGGGCAACCUGUUCUCAGUUUAUUCAAAGACAUUGGCGUCUAUCACUAUGAAAUUAAGACAAAGGAGUACAGAAAACAGCAAGUUUACUAUAUCGAUGAUGGUCCCCUUCAUCGUUCUCUUGAAUUAUUGGUCCAGUAUUACAGUACUUUUGAAGAUGGCUUGGGAGUUCCCCUCCAGGCAUCU
This is a messenger RNA of Candidula unifasciata, 1245 nucleotides long. The record is from the annotation of a GenBank genome assembly. Lineage: Eukaryota; Metazoa; Mollusca; Gastropoda; Stylommatophora; Geomitridae.